Molecule: messenger RNA, 6121 nt
Organism: Paramormyrops kingsleyae
Lineage: Eukaryota; Metazoa; Chordata; Actinopteri; Osteoglossiformes; Mormyridae
Source: RefSeq, a predicted model, not a curated record
AGGGCGGGGAGACGCCGACCGCCGGCUCGGAGUACUGAGUACGGCGACAAACAGGUGGUCAGAAGCGCUCACUUAAACCAGUCCCCAGCAUGGGGAAGAGGUGAAGAAUCCCACCGUGCACCGCCACUCUGAAGACGCAGUAGACGUUUAAUGCACAGCGGAGCGGCGCCGAAGGUGCCCGUCCACCUCUAGGGUUUCGGUACGGACCGCAUCGUAAAGUAAGACAUGAAAGUGACAGUGUGCUUCGGGAGGACCCGGGUGGUGGUUCCGUGCGGAGAUGGGAAUAUCAAAGUGCACAGCCUGAUCCAGCAAGCGGCCAUGCGCUACAGGAAGGCGAUCGCCAAGGAGCCCGGUUAUUGGUUGCAGGUUCACCGCCUGGAGCAUGGUGAUGGAGGCAUCCUGGACCUGGACGACGUUCUGUGCGACGUGGCAGACGACAAGGACCGGUUGGUGGCCAUUUACGACGAGCAGGACCCCCACCACGGCGGCGACGGCACCAGCGCCAGCUCAACCGGCACGCAGAGCCCUGACAUGUUUGGCAGCGAGCUGGGAUCAGCCAACAUGUCCGCCCUGCAGCCGUACCAGGUCAACAGCGAGAUCGAGGUCACACCCUCGGCCCUCAAGACCAACAUGCACCUCCGCGUGCGGCGCAGCAGUGACCCUGACAAGCCAGCGGGGUCCCCCUCCCUCAUCGAGGCCCCAGAGGAGCCUUCCCGCAAGAACCCGACGCGCUGGUCCACCACGGCCGGCUUUCUGAAGCAGAACACGGCACCACGGACUGGCAGCCUGGAGCGCAAGGGUAAAGGUCAGGACACGUACCGGAGUCUCCCUCGUGACGGCGGGGGCUGGGCCAAUCAGUUCCAGCGGGAGAACGCACGGUCGUCCCUCAGCGCCAACCACCCCAUGGUGGACCGAUGGCUGGAGCGCCAGGAGCAGGAGGAAGACGUGCGUGAGGAGGAGAAUGGGCGGAUCGAGCCGGUGGGCCGCGCAGAUUCUGGCCAGGAACACACUUCAGUGCUGUCUCUGGAGACACUGGGGCUGCUGGUGAAGCGGCUGGAGAAGGGCGGCAAAGCGCAGCAGGAGCAGCUCUUCCAGGAGAACGACUGCAUUGUGCGCAUCAACAACGGCGACCUGCGCAACAUCCGCUUUGAGCAAGCACAGAACAUGUUCCGUCAGGCCAUGAGGUCGCCUGCCAUCCUCUUCCACGUUGUCCCAGCGGCCAGCAAAGCCGAGUACGAGCGACUCUCCCAAAGUGAGAUGAGUGGCCGUCUGAGCCCCGAUUCACUGGACCACACACCCCAGAGGCUGCUCCCACCGGGGCCCUUCUUCUCUCCGCUACCUCACGCGGGUGCCCCCACCAGCAAGCCCGCUGGCUCCCCCCAGAGGCCGCUCGGCUCUGCACCCUCGUCUGGCUAUACCAAGAAGGUUGGCCGGAGGUUCACCAUGCAGCUGAAGAAAGGUCCAGAAGGCUUGGGCUUCAGCAUCACAUCCCGCGAUGUGCCCAUAGGGGGCACCGCACCCAUCUACGUGAAAAACAUCCUGCCUCGCGGGGCUGCAAUCCAAGAUGGCCGACUGAAAGCAGGCGACCGGCUGCUGGAGGUGAAUGGCGUGGACAUCAACGGGAAGACCCAGGAGGAAGUCGUGGCUUUGCUCCGGGGGACACCGAUGGGCGGGAUGGUGGGGCUGCUGGUCCUCAGACAGGAGGACGCCUUCCUGCCCAGAGAGGUGAGAGCAGAGCCUCCAGAGAUGCAAGGGCCAAGACUUUUGAAAGCCACCGAGGAGGAGCUGGUUCUGACCCCGGAUGGCACCCGGGAGUUCCUCACCUUUGAGGUCCCGCUGAACGAUUCCGGUUCUGCGGGGCUGGGGGUCAGCGUCAAGGGCAACCGAUCCAAGGAGAACCACGCCGAUCUGGGCAUCUUUGUCAAGUCCAUCAUCAAUGGCGGUGCGGCGUGUAAGGAUGGGAGGCUCCGGGUGAACGAUCAGCUGAUUGCGGUGAACGGUGAGUCGCUGCUGUGCAAGACCAACCAGGAUGCCAUGGAGACUCUGCGCAAGUCCAUGUCCACCGAGGGCAACAAGCGGGGCAUGAUCCAGCUCAUCGUUGCCAGGAGGGUCGGCAAACGCAGCGAGCUGGAAGCUUCUGGAACCCACCCUAGGCCGGCAGCCCCCCCAAGCUGCUCAUCACAGGACCGCGAGCGCCGGAUCUCGCAUUCUUUCUACGGAGAGGGGCAGGAUGAGGGCAUGGCGGCACGCGCUGCAGCGAUGGCUCGGAUGAUAGGUAACUAUCAGCUUUCCCCCACUGUAAACAUGCCCCAGGAUGAUAUGGUCAUCAUCGAGGAUGAUAGGCUGCCUGGACUGCCCAUCCACCUGUCCGAUCAGUCGUCUUCCAGCUCCCAUGAUGAAAUGGGCUUCACCAUGGGCAAUCCCAUCUCCUGGCCAAAAGACAUACUGCUGCAGAAUGAGUGUUCCCUGAGUCCUGACGUGGACCCUGAUGCCGUCUUUCAGAGGGAGGGCUUCGGCCGCCAGAGCAUGUCAGAGAAGCGGACCAAGCACUUCGGAGACACCUCCCACCUGGAGCUCAUGAAGACCCGCAAGUCUAAGAGCAUGGACCUCGUCGCGGACGAGAUUAACCUCACGCCCCGCUCAGAGGAGAUCCCAGGCUCUCCGACAAGAGAUGUGGGCCCGUCUCUAGGCCUCAAAAAGUCCAGCUCCCUGGAGAGCCUGCAGACAGCCGUCGCUGAGGUCAUAUCGAAUGGCGACGUCCCAUUCCACAGGCCGCGGCCGCCCAUCAUCCGCGGCAGGGUCUGCAAUGAGAGCUUCAGGGCCGCCAUCGACAAGUCAUACGACCGGCCGGCCGCCGACGAGGAUGACGAGGGUAUGGAGACACUGGAGGAGGACACCGAGGAGAGCUCCCGCUCCGGCCGGGACUCCGUAUCCACCUCCACCGACCUGCAGCUGCCGUCCGGGGAGUGGCCCGGCGGUGACAGGACGAGUGACGGGGGGAGCCGGGCCAGGGAGGAGAGGAAGAAGGACAAGUCGCUGAAGGACAAGAGGAAGUCAGAGAGGGACAAAGAGAAGGAGAAGGAGAAGGAGAAGAGCAAGGCUAAGAAGGGCAUGCUGAAGGGCUUGGGAGACAUGUUCAGGUUUGGAAAGCACCGGAAAGAUGAGCGGCCAGAUGAGCGAGGCGGAGUGGAACGCAAGGCAUCCAGCAAAUCGAAGGUGGAGGAGACGCAGGUGUCGCACGAGGAGGCGCGGCGGAUGAAAAUGGAGAAGGAGAGAAUCCAGGCCAAAACGCGGGAGAUCCGGGAGAGACAGGCGCGGGAGCGCGAGUACGCCGAGAUCCAGGACCUGAGCCUGGUGUCUGGUUCCGAGGAGGAGCACCUGUACGCGGGCAUCGGCUCUAUCGCCUCCUUCGACUCCUCGCUGGACAGCGGCCACAGCCUGUCCCUGUACAACCAGCCACGGGGGCCUGGAGACGACAAGCAGGCCGCGGAGUCGCUGUACGCCCAGGUCAACAAGUCCCGCAACGGACUCCCUCCCUCCGGUGACAGCCGGCCGGCCCCCAGCAACCACGACCGGAUACAGAGGCUCCGACAUGAGUUCCAGCAGUCCCAGCAGGACGAGGACUCGGACCUGCGGCGCCGCACCUACAGCUUCGAGCAGCCCUGGCCCGCUGCUGACCCCUUUGCACCCACUGGCCGGCACUCCGUGUCUCUGGAGGUGCAGAUGCAGCGGCAGCGGCAGGACGAUGAGGAGUCCUUCCAGCAGGCCCAGAGACAGUACAGCUCACUGCCCAGGUAAGGCCCUAGAACCUGCUCCUUCAGCAUCAGAGCUUUGUGGAAGUCUUAUUUGUGUGAUCUCGCUUGCUUCGAUGGGUGUUAGCAGUUGGUAAUAUGGGCUGGUUGCCCACUGGGAGUUUCAAGUGAGUCCGGGUGAAGUCCAUGACCCAUGGGGAGGGUCACGGCCCCCCCUGGAAACAGCCCCCGGUCGCCUCUCGCUCGGUCUCUCCGGCGGUUUGUGUCAGGUUCCGCUUCGCCUGUUCGGCAUCGCUUCAGCUGGGGAAAAGUUCUGGAUUAAAAUUCCUGCAACAUCUCGAAAAUCACCGGCGUAAAAAUGUCAGUGUCUCCGGGACGACGGCGCGUGCCUCCCCCACUGCAGCGUGACAUCCCGCGAACAUCUGCUCUCCUCUUUUGUUGGAAAUGUCAGCGCAGCCUGUCUGGGAUCGCGAGGUCCCCAGCACGCCGUGCGCUACCACUGCCAGACUCAAGCCUGUUUGUUUAUUUUUGCCGUCUGUGAUACAGUUCUAGGUUUGGUGACUAUGUGGCGUGGGCGGGUGAAUGGAUUUUGCUCAUGUUAAUGAAUGAGGACCACCGUGAACCCGUCCCCCCCCCCCCGACUAGACACUUAGUGAUGUGCGGUUCAGCAGGUUAAGUCACUGUGCCUUUGACUGGAAGGUCACCAGUUGAAAUCCCAGGGUCAGCAGAGUGUUUUCACCCUCAUGUCCCUGAGUGAGGCCCUUAAACCCCAAUUACUCCAGGGAUUGUCUGACUGUUUUCUUCAAAAACAUCGCUUUUAGAUAAAAGCAUCUGCUAAAUAAAUAAAAUGUAAAUGUUAGACACGUCGCAUGACAAGAAAGAGCCAGGAUGUCACAUUAAUUUCUCCCCUGGAAGAGAUCUGCUCUGCAUUUUGAAUGCAUGAACAAAGGAAUCCGUCUGGUCCAAUUGGACACACUGCUGUAGACCAACCCUUCCCAGCUUCAUCUUGUCCCAAUAGACAAGCUAUUCCUGGUGGGGGUGCUAUGCGUGUUGAAAAGCCCCGACAGCACUAGAGGAGCGAUGACAGAGGCCCUCGUGCGAAUCCUGCCCUUCACACGUGCUCUCCCGUGCAAUGGGGCCCUCGUGUCGAUCCCCGAUGCAGCCUGCCAGUGUUUUUUCUCAGAGAUCCUAGACACAGGAUGUGCGAGUCGUCUUUCGGAUAAUAUCAUCUUCACCAUCUGUGUCGGGAGGUAAGCGUAGUCACUAAGGCUGAAGAUCUCCCCACACCAACUUCCUGACUUUAAUCGUCAUGUGCAGUCAUUCUUAAUUUAAGCUGUGUCCGUUGUGAAGUAACGUUGGUUUUAAUUAACUUUAAGUCAGCCUCCAUGUAAUUAUUAAUCUUGGCUUUAAAAAUAAAAAGGUAAGGAAACAUCCCUCUGCGACCCAGAAUAGGACAAGCGAAUACAGAAAAUAGAUGGAUGGAAAUAUCCCAAGAAUUAAAGAGCAGAUUGAUGUGCUUCUCACUUCCAUGACGUGGUGUUUUUAUUCGUGGGAUUCUCAGUUUCGUUUUAAGGAUGAGGAUGUAGGGGCUAAGGGCUCGCUGUGCCCUUAAGGGGCUCUAAGUUUCUUCGGAGCACCUGCAUUUGACUGUCUGGGCCGUGGGGGACGGACAAGUUAGAAGACUGCCCCCGGUGGAUGGAGGAGGCUUCACACCCACAUGCUCUUAUCUGUGUGAAACUGCAUGUGAACUCUGUUUGCUAGUCUAUGGAAGCUUAGAGGCUGAUCUCCGCUACACCAGUCUAUUACUGGACUGAACUUGGACUGGCUUUCCAGUCUCCUGGUUCGUUGGUAUUAGCAGCCCAUUGGAGGAAUCACAUGCUGUGACCUUUUCCUAUGCCCGCGGAGGUCGCCACAGCAAUUGCAUCAAGCAGUGAGCGCACUGCAUGCGACUACACUGCAUGGCAACCGCAUCACACAAUGAAUGCACCACAUGGCGACCGCAUCACACGGCAACCAUACGGCAUGGGGACCACAUCACACAGUGAUUGCCCCGCACAGCGACCACAGUGCACGGCGACCCGCACCUCAUGACAACCACACUGCAUGGUGACUGCAUUGCAUGGCAACCACACUGCAUGGUGACUGCAUUGCAUGGCAACCACACUGCAUGGCGAUCACAUCACACAGCAACCGCAUUGCGUGGCAACUGCAUUACACAGUGACUGCACUGUAUGGCAGCUGCAUCACACCUUGACUGCACCAUGUGGCAACCGCUCUGCUUUGCUGUGUUUCCUUUCACCGGCGCAUCAAUCUUGCAUGAGGGGAGUCUGUGCAGAGGAAAAUUUAUGAUUGUACCAUGUGAGUCUGUG